AAAACGAGACAGAGCGAGAUGAAAAUAAAAAAUGAAAGACUAAUUGUACAAUAGUCGUGCUUCAUAAUGUAUUUUGACGCAUGCGAAAGUGAAAAUUUAUACGAAUAAGACGUGAUUAUAAAUAGCACUCACAUUAAAAAAACGAAGAAAAUCUUUUUUGCAAUUUUUUAUUUUUGAAUAAUAUUUUCAUAAAGACACCAACCAAAAAAAUUCGGCUUCGAUGAAAUUAUUGGUCCUUUAAUUUCGUUUUAUUUUCAUUCGGAGUUUUUGUGUGAAUUUGGUAAAUUCCAUAAAAUCGAUUUGGUUUCUACAUUGUUUUUUUUUUCUCUUUUGUUGUGUGUUCGAUCGAAGAAGGGAAAAACAAAAUAGAGAAAGUUUGAAUUCCAGUGCACCCAAAUACGUUGACAAUUUGGUAGCGAUAAGGAAGGAGCACAUUAAGAUCUAAUUCGGUGAAAUUCAUACAGAGCCAAAAUGAUCGAUUUAGACGAUUUAGAUGGUGAUCAACAACAGUCGACGAGUGAAUUACCGAAGAAACCGCUAAAGGAAUGGCGAAGCAAAUUCGAAUCGGGCAGCUUGGUGUCGUCAAAUUUAAUGCAGUUUUUUCAAGCCGCAUCUCCAUUCUUCUUCACGAUCGAUUUAACAGCUGAAUACACAGAUUUGGCGAGAUGUAGCUACGAUGAACAAGGUGCAAAGAAUGCAAUAAUCGAUGUGCUAGAAGAGUUUAUAUUCGGUGAUAAUCCAGAAACGGUGCUAGCCAAAAUCCGUAGCGAAGAAAAUGCGUCAACGGUAUGCGGUCGAGUGUUCAAAAUGAACGAACCAUUCUACAGUUGUCGUGAAUGUGGCAUGGAUCCAACAUGUGUGCUAUGCGUUAAUUGCUUUAAACAAUCGGCACAUCGUCAUCACAAAUACAAGAUGGGCACAUCGGCCGGUGGUGGAUGCUGUGAUUGUGGUGAUAAUGAAGCAUGGAAACAAGAUCACUACUGUGAUGAACACACAAAGGGAAGCGAAAAAAUAUUACAAAGUAACCUUAUAACUGAACGGAUGCGAGAUCGUUGCAUGAUUGUAUUCGACGCAAUUUUGAAUUAUUGCGUGCGAUCAUUGAAGAUCGAAGCGAAUGGAAGUAUCAAAAAUAUGGAUACACAAGAUGAAGAUGUUUAUUGUACCGUAUUAUACAAUGAUGAAACACAUACAUUUGAUCAAGUGAUUAAUACACUAACCCGAAUCGUUGGAUGGCAACAAAAAGAUGCCGUUGAAUAUGUGUCGACGAUUGAUCGUGAAGGUCGAGCCGUUGUAAAAUGUUCCACAUUUCAGUCGUGCAUAAAAUUGAAAAAUGAUAUUGAAAAUCAAGCACUUCGAUCAACGAUAGCACUCAAACCAACCACAUUGAAAGUGGCCGUACUCCAUAAGAACGAUGUCGCCUAUCAGCAAUUUUCAUUGCAACUGUUGGCCUGGUUUCAAGAAUUUCUGACGCGUCAUGCCGUAUUCCGGUUUUUAUUUUGUGAAAUACUAAAACAAAGCACUGACUAUAGUCUUCGUGAAAUUUUGACAAAUGAUGCAAUGCUGUGGAAAACCGCCCGAACCAGUUGGCACCACCUCUUAAUAUCUGGCAUGCUGAUGGAAUAUGAGAAUAAGAAAACACUUGCCGUCAUGUUUACACGCCAGUACACACGAGUUAUGCAGGAUUUCAUUUGUCACGAUGAUCACGAUCAUUCGUUUUCAAUUGUAUCGAUGAGCGUCCAAUUGUUUACGGUACCAUCAAUAGCACAACAUCUAAUUGCCAACGAAGAUGCAUUCUAUAAGCUGAUGUACACAUUUUAUUCGGAAUCAAUAGAAAAAUAUGUGAAAAAGAAGGUGCUGCAAUUCACACGAAAUGCCGGCAACAUGAAUAUUUUCAAACGAUCAGCGUACAUUUUGUACGACAUUAAGUAUAUUUUGAGCUUUAAACCGAGCAUUUGGACCGAUGAAUUGCGUCAAAAUUUCUUGCACGGUGUUCAAAUGUUGAUUCGGUUAUUGCGUGAAAUGCAAGGCAUGGACAGUGUAUACCGUCAAACUGGACAGCAUAUGGAGUAUGAGCCAGAAUGGGAGUCUGCAUUCAAUUUACACAUCAAAUUGGCACCGGUGAUUUCUUUGGUGCUCGAUUGGUGUAGUUCAGAUCGCAUUGUUCUGAUCAAAGUCUAUCGCAUGGUGAUGAGUGCAUUGAGCGAUACCGAUUUUAUUGUAUCGCAAACGUCAACGGAAAUCAAAGAAUUGGCCGAUCACAGUGUAUGGUGUUUGAUGUAUGAUGUUGGCUCAAAACCGGUUUCAAUUCAUUUACCAUUAUCACGAUUUUUUGCCGGCUUAUAUUUGCAUUUGGAGAAAUUCAAUUUGACCUUCGACACUGUUCAAGCGAAGAAAAUAAAAUCAGAUCAAACGAUUACGAUGAUUGAGCCGAGACCAGAUCAAAUUAUCGAACCAGUUCUUUGUACCUUAACAAUGGUCGCUCAAGUGCAUGCCGGAAUGUGGCGCCGAAAUGGUUACUCACUAUUGAACCAAUUGUAUUUCUAUCGUAAUGUUAAGUGCCGCGCUGAAAUGCUGGACCGUGACAUUGUUGCUCUACAGAUUGGCGCUUCGCUUAUCGAAAGUGACGAUUUCUUGAUUCACAUCAUUAACAAAUUCAAUUUGGUCAAUUGGGCCAGUCCUGACUAUGAAGCUACAUCACUUCAGAAUCCCGAAGAGGAUAGCAUUCGUCAAGUUAUUAAUAUGGUCGAUGAAUUGCUUGAAUUGAUUAUUGUGGUUGUCGGUGAACGUCAUGUUCCAGGCGUUGGUAUGGUCACCGAAGAAGAUAAAAUCAAAAAGGAAAUCAUUCAAUAUCUUUGCAUUAAACCAUAUUCACAUUCUGAACUGAGCCGAACACUGCCCGAUUGCGGAAACGAAGACGGCAUCGAAAAAAUCAUUGAAAGUGUUGCCGAAUUCAAAAAAUCCAGGCAAACCGAUAAAAUGGGCGUCUAUGAAUUGAAACCACAAUUCUUUGAAGAUUACAAUAUGUACUUUUAUCACUAUACAAAAGAAGAGAAAAGCAAAUCAGAAGAAGAACAACGGAAACGACGAAGAGAUAAAAAAGAAUUGGUUUGCACUCCGCCACCAAAACUCCCACAACUCACACCACUAUUUAGUAUGUUGGCGAAUUUACUUCAAUGCGAUGUCAUGCUGUUGAUUAUGCACACGGUUUUAAAACGUGCCAUCGACUUAAAAGCAAGAAGCUUCUCGGAGAGCCAUUUGCAAAAGGUGCUUCAUCUUAUUGGUUAUGCGGUACAAGAGCAAGAAUGUGGUGCAUACCCAUUCUUUACGUUCCACGAACGUGCAGCUAAAUGGGACAUCUUACCUUUGAUGGAAGAACUAAUCAACAGCCCAAGGGUUGAAGCUCACCGUGAUCUAAUCUUAUGGACGGUCCGUCGCUACAAAACGUUGCAACAAUCUGAAAAUCAAGCGAUGGAAAGUGAUGAAAAUGCCACAUGCAGUGAUGUUCAAGCGAGCACCAGUGGAAAAAGUGCUGCCGAUAUUGAAAAAGCCGAAAAAGAGGAUCGUGCCCGAUUGGCGGCCGAACGUCGUGCAAAAAUAAUGGCACAAAUGGCAUGCGCUCAAAAGAAUUUCAUGUCAUCAAAUGCUGAAUUGUUUGAAUCUACAACAACAUCAGCGCAGGAUAAAAGUGAAAAUUCAAUGGAAUGGCAAGAUAACAAUGAAAAUAACACCAAGCAAAUUUGUUUGGGCGCAGAUCGAAAGCAUAAUUACGUCGAAGAUUUGGUGGUGACAUGUAUUCUAUGUUCAGAAGAUGCGGUUGUGAAUAAAUCAACAGGUCCGUGCAUGGUGUAUUCGUCGUUUGUACAGAAAUCGCAUGUUUUGUUACCGCUCGAUACGAUGUCAUAUCCGCAUACAAGCUCAUGUGGUCAUGUAAUGCAUGCCAGUUGCUGGAAAGAGUAUUUCAAUAAUGAAGUGUUGAAAGAGAAUCGUCGACCAAUCCGAAAUCGACAGACCGGCAUGACAACCGAUAAAAAGGAGUUCUUAUGCCCAUUGUGCAGAUGUUUAAGUAACGCUGUCAUACCAAUUUCACCGGCUUUGUCGCGCAUUAUACCAAACCUACAACAACCAAGCGUAGACGGCAGUCCACAGGGGAGCGAUGACAUUGAACCAAUGCCAUUUGAUAAAUGGCUGUAUUUCAUGCAAAAUUAUAAUGGUGCUUUACAAUUAAUCGUCGAUUUACCAAUUGGAGAUGAUAUUGUGACAAAACUUCCCGACCUGGAAUCGAUUGUUCGAGAAUUCACAAGCAUUGAGGCAUUUGUAAAACUUGCACCACCGACAACACGCGAACUCUUGCCACCCGAAUUGCUCGAGUAUGUGAAUGAAUUUGCCUCAUCGGCAAAACGAGCCGCUCCAUAUUCACAUGCCGACGAAGUAGCCGAAUCACAUUUGGUCACUUGGAUAUCAUGCUCGUACACAAUUCAAACGCUGGAAAUGUACUUGCGUGCAUUAAACAAACCGAUGAAGGGACAAAUGUCGAUUCGACAAACGAGCUGCUUGUCUGGACUGAUUCGUGAAAGUGGAUUGCUUGUAACAACAAUCACCGAUGACAUUGCCGCUAAAUUACUGGUUUUGUUGCGCAGUCAAUUAUCAACACUGUUCACAAAUAGCAGCAGUUGUUUCAUCGAAUGGGAUCUAUUCCGAAUGUUAAUUACAUUCAUUUUUAUCACACCAUCGGUGUUGUAUGCACGCACCCGACAAUGCAUUGUUCCGAAUGGCACAUUGCUUGAACAUUAUUUGCUUAAAACAAUUUUCUUGGCGCUAAUCACAAAGAUUUUGGUCUUGCACAAUAUUGACGAAAGUGCAAAAUCCGAAGAAAGCACCAUGACCGGCUCAUUGUAUAUGGAUGUUGAUGAGAAUGCUACGCUUUCAAAUCCAAUUGAAUCAUCGGAAGAUACACAAACUCCAAGCGACGGAGAUGGUAGCAGCAAUUCCGAUGUGCUGAUCGAGUUUUAUAAUAAUCAUAAUUUCUAUGUGAUUGAUGCUCGUGAUGCUGGCGUUGCACCGCCUGCUGCACAUAAAACACAAAAACAACUAAAAGAACUGGUUAUGAAAGCGAUUCGUGAUGAAAGCCGCAUAUUUUUACGGUGCGCAUGUUUGCUAUUCCAACAUUUGACCGAUGUUGAUCUACCCGACGAACUGUACGAUUCGGAUGGUGAUCGGUUUGAAGUGAUGUGUGAAUACUUGGGCUUAAGCAGCGACAUCGAAACUUAUCUGAAAUGUGAUAGUAUCAAUUCAUUCAUGAGCAAUUUAGCAAUGCAUCCCGAUAUUGAAAUGUUCCGGACAAAGCAACGUGCUGAAUUGAAAACCGUUUUAGUACCAUGCGUACCAACCGUACGGAAAUUGGUCGAUUUACCCGUUGAUUACAGUGAUUUAAUCAAUACAGUGCUAACAUUUUCGUGUCCAAAUAACGAUCGCGAUGAAUCGUCGCGAAAUCCAACAAUGUGUUUGGCAUGCGGUGUUACUCUUUGCUCAAUGACCUAUUGUUGUCAAUAUGAAAUCGAAGGUGCAACGGUUGGUGCAUGUACAUACCAUGCACAUGAAUGCGGUGCUGGUGUUGGAAUAUUCUUGCGAAUCCGAGAAUGUGACAUACUGCUGUUGGGCGUGAACAAAGGUUCAUUCGUGUCUCCGCCAUAUCUGGAUAAGUACGGUGAAACCGAUCAAGGUCUUCGACGUGGUAACCCCCUGAAAUUGUGCCCAGAACGUUAUCAAAAGCUUAAUUUAAUGUGGCUCAAUCAUGGACUUCACGAAGACAUUGCACGAAGCGCUGAAUCCAUCAACAAUGUCAUCCCAACGCAAUGGCAACAUUUGUAGUUAUCGUUGUUCUUUGUGAUGCAAAUAAAAAGUUAAUAAAAACCUAAUAAACUUGCAAAUAAAAAUAAUUACAAUGAAAAAAGCUAGAUGAAGAAAUAUCUUAGGGAAAAAAACACAGAGAAAUAUAAGAAAGACUGCGGUCAUUACUGUAAAAAGUAAAAAGUUAAAGGGAAAUCAUGUUUUCUAAAGAGAGGAAUAAUGAAAUAAAAUGAAUAGUAAUAUAUAAAGUAAAUCUCAACGUUCACAUUUUGGCAACAGUUGCACAAACACAAAAAAACAACCCAAACAAAAAAACAUCCAACUAACUAAGACUCGAUGCAUUUUUUCAUCGCAGCUAUAGGAAACUUACGUGUUCUAUAAGAUUUUUUUUAUUUCUUUAUUUUUUUUUAUUUUGAUCUUAUUAUUAAUUGUGUAUUAUUUUGAGAUUUAUUUCGUUCCUCUUUAACACUUUAUAUUUAAGAUCCGGAUGAAAUGUACGAUUCAAUCCAAAAUUAAAAAAAGAAUCACUGUAAAAUCCAAAAAACCCUCUUUUUUCUUCUAUUAACUUUGAGGUAUUUAAUGUUUUCAUAUGAAACAUGCGUUAAAGCGGCCAAAAGUAGCAUAUAUAAAUCAAUGUUUACUAAAUGUUUACUAAAAAAAUCUAAAGAACAAUGAAAAAAAUGAAAAAAGAAAUUCUAGAAAUUGUAAGUCGAUUGGCCUAUGGCACAAGCUAAUACGUUGUUUUGUACAUUUCUUUUUAUCGAGCUCCAUAUAUAUAAAGAAACAAAUAUAUAUUAAAAUCGUUUUUUUUUUUUUUGAAAUGUCUUAUUAAGGGUCUUCUUCAUUAUUUUUAACGAUAAGUCUGCGUGCUCUGUCUGAAUGAAGAAAAUUUUGGCCAAACCCUCUCUAAACGUAUAUAUGGACAAAAUAAAAUCAAUAAAUGAUUUAGAUAAAUUAGAUGAAAUUUAGCGAAUUCAAAUCCUUUGUUUCGAAUUUAAACAAAAAUAAAAAUAAAUCAACUUUAAUAUUUGUUGUAAGACACACACUGCAAACAAAAGCUUUUUUGAUAUAUAUAAAACACAAUAACCCCUGAACAUUUCUCUCUCUAGAACGGCAUAUGGCCAUGAAACACACACGAGUUUUUUUCAUUGGGUGCAAUCAUUCGUUUGUACGAAUCUGUGUUUGAUUGCUCUCGAUUGAUGUAGCUAAAAAGAAACCAAAAAUAUUGUCGUGUGAACUAAAUAUUAUAGCAUUGCAUUCGGAUGAAAAGAAAAUAAAACCAAAUCAGUUCUAUUAGAAUUGUUGAAUUCUUGUAAAUUACAAUUUUUAACAAUAAUUAAAAUAAAUUUCCACUUUAUUGUGUAGACACUUGAAUCUUGAAUUAUUACAAUUGAAACAAACAACCGAAUAAACAGAAAAUUUAAGAAAUCUUAAAAAAUCA
Contarinia nasturtii (swede midge) is the source of this 7288-nucleotide messenger RNA. RefSeq names its product E3 ubiquitin-protein ligase UBR1 (gene Ubr1). The transcript is spliced from 8 exons. Gene Ontology annotation, cellular component: ubiquitin ligase complex; cytoplasm. Gene Ontology annotation, molecular function: ubiquitin protein ligase activity; zinc ion binding. Lineage: Eukaryota; Metazoa; Arthropoda; Insecta; Diptera; Cecidomyiidae. The record is from RefSeq and is a predicted model, not a curated record. Bases 472 to 5868 code for a protein of 1798 amino acids. Gene Ontology annotation, biological process: protein ubiquitination; ubiquitin-dependent protein catabolic process via the N-end rule pathway.